CACUAGGAACGUCAAGCACUUGACGCACGUUACUUGGACUGUGACGCCUUUGAUGCCUGUGAGUCCGCGUGCGCUCAGUAGAGAGCGCCCGCGGGUUUCUGUCGCAGCUCGGCUCAGCUGCUGCAGAUGUCACGUGACUUCAGCAUGGCGCUCUGCAGACAUGAGCGCUCGCUCGCUCUGAUGGAGAAACGGAAAUCCCAGAUUGUGUGUUUGUGAAAAACAGCGCGCGAGCAUGCCGACGCUGCUGCAGAAGCUCUUCAGUAAGAGAGCCGUCGGUAACGGCAACGCACGGGACUGCUCGACGGCAGUGGAGAAGUGUUGGGCAUCUGCUGAGUUUGAUCUUGCUCAGAUCAGAUUGAUCGUGUAUCAAGACUGUGAGAGAAGAGGGCGCCAGGUUCUCUUUGACUCCAAAGCAAUACAUAAACUGGACGCAUCCGAGCUGACUGCUGAUGAAACCAAAACUCCCCCCAACCGGAGUGGUGCUUGCCAUAUCGGCAGCCAAGCAAGCGAGAAAGAUAAGCCUCCUACAUAUCAGUAUACCAGACCGGCUUCGGAUGUGAAUAUGCUUGGAGAAAUGAUGUUUGGCUCUGUUUCCAUGAGUUAUAAGGGCUCAACUCUUAAAAUUCACCACAUUCGGUCUCCACCACAGCUGAUGGUUAGUAAGGUUUUUUCUACUCGGUUUGGAAGCAGCACCUCUGGAAGUACAAAUACGCUGCAAGACAGUUAUGAAUCAAUGAGCCAAACCUUUCCUAGUCACACCAGCAGCAUAGGAGUUUGCCGCGUGCCUAGUGCUCCUCUGCUCUGCCUGGCUCGGAGCGCGUCUUUCUUUGCAGCCCACAGUAAUCCAGUGGACAUGCCAAGCAGAGGACACAGUGAGGAUGGAGACAGUGGCAUCGCUCGCUCAGCAUCUCUGAGCAGUCUUUUGGCCACUCCCCUCCCGUCACCUGGAUCCUCCUUCAGUAGUGGCUGUGCCAGCAGUUAUCAACGCCGAUGGCACCGUAGCCAGGCCACCAGUCUUCAGCAUGGCCCCAUCCCUCGCUGGAACACUGAAGAAAUGUUCAGCUUAUCUGACGAGAGCUGCAGCUCCAACCCUGCGAUGAUCCGGAGGAAGAAGAUUGCCAUCAGCAUCAUCAUCAGCCUGCCAGAGAGAGAAGAGGAAAACCACAAUUUUCAGGAGUUUUUCUUCUCCCACUUUCCUCUGUUUGAGUCUCACAUGAACAAACUCAAGACUGCCAUCGAGAGGGCAAUGAUUGUGUGCAGAAGGAUAGCAGAGUCCAGUCAGCGAGUACAGAUCUAUCUGUGUCGAGUGAUGGAAGCACUGGGAGAAUUCAGGAUGACGGUGUGGAACCUGUACAUGGCUCCCCGCAUCAGCGAGCCAGUCUGGCUUUCCAUGAUAUCCCAGAGUACCGAGCGAAACCCGCUGUGUCAGCGCUUCCUGAAGGAGAUGAGUUUGCUGAUGGACCAUGGAGCCAAGAGCCAGUUUCUAUCAGCUCUCCUUACUGCUGUUCUUACGCAUCACUUAGCCUGGGUUCCUACGGUGAUGCCCAGCAGCCUGCCACCAAUCAAAACUACCUGCCAGAAACCUGCCUCCCAGACGGUGGAUCUUUUGGCAAAAUCUCACCCAUACAACCCACUGUGGGCUCAGUUAGGUGAUCUGUAUGGUGCUUUGGGCUCUCCGGUGAGAGUGUGUCGAACGGUGGUUGUGGGACGCAGGAGGGAACUGGUCCAGCGAGUCUUGUAUAUUCUGUCCUACUUCAUUCGAUGCUCAGACCUGCAGGAGCAUGUUCAGCCACAAGGACAGAUGGAGAAUCCAGCCAAUCCCUGCAGCUCUCAAACCACUGAUCCCACCCCUGAAAAAACAUUUCCCCCUAAACCAGACCCAUUAAAGCCCACUGCUUGUGUUAUUGACAAAGCAUUGAACCCUGAACCUUUUCCAGGCACCUCUGUAGAACAAAAUAAUCACACGCUUUUGACAGAUACAAAAUCAACCAAUCCAUCCUCCAGUCUGGAAUCAUCCACUGUCAGGCCUGGAUGUGCAGAAAUGGGACAGGAAUGUUUCGGAGAAGACAGCGACUCUGUUGGGGGUGGAUUAGAGCACAUUUUGGCCAAUCAGAGUCCUCUUUUGCAUCGGGUACAGUUUCACAUCGGCAGUCCCAGGGAGACGGAGAAUGAAGGACAAGCUGGGGGUCUUAGUGGGGUGGGGUGUGGACGGGGAUUGGACCGAAAGUUACAUCAAAGGCUUUUGACUGAUAUUCGGAGGAACGAGAGCUCAGAUAGUGCUCUAGGUGACAGUGAUGAUGAAGAAACAUCACAGAGAGAACUCUACAUGGCUACUGAACAAAAGGAGUAUGAGUUACCACUACCAACUUGUCAGGUAGAGAGCCGAGCCAGUGUUAAUCAUUUUGGGCGUUCUUUGCUGGGUGGUUACUGUCCUCAGUACAUGCCUGACUUUGCCUUGCAUGGCAUCAGUUCUGAUCUCAGGCUCAAACAGUGCCUCGUGUCCGACCUGGAACACACUGUUCUCCAUCCGGCGCUGGAUGAACCAGUGGCAGAGGCUCUUUGCAUUGUGGCAGAUACAGACCGGCUGAGUGUGCAGGUGGUGACGAGUCAAAGGCGUGUGUGUGAGGGUGGGCAGCUGGGCAGAGACGUGAUGGUGUCCAACCUUGUACACACACUCAUCACAUCAGUUCUGCAGCUGUAUGCACUCAACAUUGCAUCUGACUUUUGUGUGAUGCAUCUGGAAGACCGGCUACAGGAGUUGUAUUUUAAAAGUCGAUCCUUGGCAGAAUAUCUAAUAGGACAAACCAGGGUCCAUGUAAAAGAACUGGGGCUGGCACUGGGAAUUGAGUCCAGUGACAUUCCGUUACUUGCAGCGGUGGCCAGCACACACUCUCCCUAUGUGGCCCAGAUCCUUCUUUAAAUAGACCAAGUAAGAUUUAUUUCAAUUUAAGGACCAAUCAGAAUGUGUUCCUGUUCUGCAUGGACCAGCAAGGAUCUGAUCAUUAUCAGAUGACCACACCAAUCACGAUGCACUGUGCUCGACAACCAUUCAGAGCCUACACCCAGCCUUAAUAUGCUAAUCAGAAUGCCUCUUUGUCCAGCUGACAGUCUUUUCUUGUACGUAUAUGUCUGCAUCUAACUGUCUAUAGACUGCGUCAUGCACCAAAUUUAGGACACUUGUUAACGCUCUACUUAUGUUACAGUAUCUCAUGUCUUUUCAGGUCUUAUUAGAAAGGGAAGGCUAGAGAAAACACAUGAUAUUGAUAAAACAUAUAAAACAUCAAUAUGAGCAAGAAUAUGGAGAAGAAUUUGAAUAAUCUCUCAGCACUAUAUCUGAAUGCACAGUAGUGUAGUUCAUUAAGAAUGAGAGCAUAUCUAUAAAAUGUAGAGCCUCUCUGUGAAGCACAUAAGUUUACAUCAGGAGCCAUCUUUUAUAGCUGGCUGAUCUCGGAAGAAAUAGUUUCCCCAAACAUAAAAAUUCUGCCAUAUUUAGUUAUCCUCAAGUCGUUCCAAAUUUGUAGGACUGACUUUGUGCUAUUUGGCUACUCUUUAUUUGUUUAUUUAUUUAUUUAUUUGUCUAAUAAAAGUACAAGGUAAAAUGACAUAAAAAAGCAUAAAUCUUUACUUGUGAUCCGUACAAUUAUUAUUUUCUAUGUUUUCUGAGGUGAAGAAUUUUUUUUUUUUGGAGCUUGAUAGAACAGCAUGAUAAUCUUUAUAUUAUAUAUAAAUAACAUGAGAGUAAAUUUAAAGUCAAAUAAUUUUCAUUUUUGGGUGAACUGUCCCUUUAAAGUCUUGAAUUACAAACGAUUGGCUCUAGCACAUAGCUCUGAAACCAUAUUAAAGGAUAUUUUACAUUUAUACCAGAAUUUUUAUUUUUUUUAAAAGCAUCAAAUUUGUCAGUGUACGUUACAAUAGCUGUUACCCCAAUUUGAUCAAAUCAAUCAGUUUAUCUUAGUUUUCAACCCCUUGUAAUCUUACAUUUAUUUUAGUCUGCAAUUAAUUCUCCAGAAAACUGCUUUAUAGAUAUUAUUUCUAAAUAUGUUUGUUUUGGUACGAGUGUGUGUGCUUCAAUCUCAGAAAAAUGAGAGAAUGUUUACUUUAUGGAAGGAGAUGUAAACUGGGUGUGGUAUUAAACUGUUACUCUUAAUUACUGGUCAGUCCAAAGAUUGUGGAUUACAGUAUUAAUCUGGUGCUACUCUUGUGUCAAAGGCUUACUAAAGCACAUGCACACUUUCUUGAGAAUGCUUUAUAUUUCUUUCAGGGGUGUUUUGCUCUGAAAGACAAAUGUCAUAUAACAGAACCCCAAGUUUGUGACACUAGAAAUUAAAAUGCUUUUUUUUGUGUGUGUUUGUGUUUAUUGUUCCACUUUAAAGACUUGGGAAAAGAUGAUUAUUUUUGAUAUCUGAACAGAAUAUUCUACCUCAAGUAAAAGAUAUGAAAGUGGUCUGUUCUGAAUUUAUGGGAUUGAUCAGUCAGUAUUACAUUAAGAAUGCAGUGUGCUGAUAUCUUCAAUGAUUAUACACUUAAAGGCUGCAUUUCAGAUCGAAACAAACAUCUUUUACAUUUGUAAACGUCUCUAGUGUAUUUCUGUACUGAAAGUAAAUGUAAAAUUGUCUUGCUUUUUUAUAUUUUUUUGUUGAGGUUGAACUUUGAACGCUAAGGUUUUGCCACUUUUAGUAGUCUCUUUUGAGGCUAACCAAUGUAAUCUUAUUUUCCUUUCAUUCUGUUCUGUGCAUGGUGUUUACACACAAGCUUGAAUGCGGUUGGGUAUUAUGUCUAUGACAAUAGGAUGUUGCUAAGAACUGAACUAGUGAUGAAUAAAUUUUUAAGAAUUUGACAA
This is a messenger RNA of Carassius gibelio (silver crucian carp), 4840 nucleotides long. RefSeq names its product folliculin-interacting protein 2. Lineage: Eukaryota; Metazoa; Chordata; Actinopteri; Cypriniformes; Cyprinidae. Gene Ontology annotation, molecular function: protein-folding chaperone binding; ATPase inhibitor activity. Gene Ontology annotation, cellular component: cytoplasm. The coding region runs from base 233 to 2920 and encodes 895 amino acids. The record is from RefSeq and is a predicted model, not a curated record. The transcript is spliced from 18 exons.